AAAAGAAGAAGAAGACCAUAUUUCCGGUUCCGAUGUUGUAGUACCCUUUACUGGUUGAAGACAUGUUGUCCCGGUUCUGGCGGGUCGGGCUCGCAUUGCCCCGGUCCCUCUCUGUGCCACCGACCCGCUUUGUCUCCCAGUCCAAAGCGUCCAGCGGCACCGCUUCGACGGCUGUGACGGACGUGCACCACCCCGAGCCGCCGGCUGGACACGGUGGGGUCAGCCCAUACGUCAAGAAUCCAGAUUACCACGGCUUCUCCUGCGAUCCUGUGGAGGAUGAAUGGAACAUGAAAGUUGGCUUCUUCUUUGGCAUCUCUGUGGCUCUUGUCAUCGGAGGAACAUUUAUCUAUUAUUUACCAGACCAAGGUAUGCGGCAGUGGGCCAGAAGGGAAGCAGAGCAGCUCAUCCAGCUUAGAGAGGAACAAGAUCUGCCACUCAUCAAGGAAAACUACUACGACACAAGCAAAAUUAUCUUGCCCCCAUCUGAGAAAGAGUAAUACCUCUUGCACUGUCCAACUGUAUUUAAUGGCUGUGAUUCACUGAUAAAAUAAACAAUAUUCAUCCUUGA
This is a messenger RNA of Fundulus heteroclitus (mummichog), 568 nucleotides long. RefSeq names its product NADH:ubiquinone oxidoreductase subunit B11 (gene ndufb11). Bases 63 to 497 code for a protein of 144 amino acids. NCBI's taxonomy places the organism in Eukaryota, Metazoa, Chordata, Actinopteri, Cyprinodontiformes, Fundulidae. The transcript has 3 exons. The record is from RefSeq and is a predicted model, not a curated record.